This is a messenger RNA of Guillardia theta CCMP2712, 1890 nucleotides long. RefSeq lists its product as hypothetical. The transcript has 19 exons. The record is from RefSeq and is a predicted model, not a curated record. Bases 1 to 1890 code for a protein of 629 amino acids. Lineage: Eukaryota; Cryptophyceae; Pyrenomonadales; Geminigeraceae.
AUGUACAACCUCAUGGGGUCAACCGCUGCCCAGUCACUCCCUCAAUCCCUCGCUAAUCCUUCGUUCACCUCAAUGAAUCAGUUUUCGGGUCAAAACAACAUGGCACAGGACAAGCUUACGGCACUGGCACGCGCCCUCGGUCUGAAUCAGCAGGGAAAUAUCCCGGGAAACGAGAUUUCGCAGAAUCAAUUCUCUGCUGCGCAGGCCUUGUCACAAGCGCAACAAUCUCUCAUGCAGAAAGCUCAACAAUCUUCCCCCGACUUUGCGCAAGCACAGCUAGUGCAGCAAAACAUGCUGGCACUGGCACAAUUACAGGCUCAAUCACAACUUCAAAACCAGGGCGGCUUGCUCCAGUCCAUACCGGCAAGUUAUUCGGCGCAGCAGGGUGUCCAAAACAUAAAUGGUGUGCAGGAUCUGAUGAAUCAGCUGAUGCAGAGGCAAGCUGUCGCGCAUGGUGGGACUGGGCAUCAAAGUUUGAUGUCCAUGGCUUUGCAAGGAAUUUUUCAACAGAGCUCACCUCAAAUCCGUAUGCUUCUCCAACUCCAACAACUCCAACAAGCCCAGUACAUGCAGCAGCAGCAGCAGCAGCAAUUGCAAAUGCAACAAAUGCAGCAGCAGUUACAAAUUCCUCAACAAAUGCAGCUUCAGCAAGAGCAACAGAUCCAGCAGUUGUUGCAGAUGCACAUGCAAGCUAGCGCGCAACAAGCACAGCCCGUAACAUUCAAUUUGCAACCGCAGCCGAUGCAGGAGCAAACGCACAUGUCUCUACCUAAUCAAUUUCAAGCGCAUGUUCCUAUCUCAUCAGCUCAACAAGAAUUGCAACCAACGUCUCAGCAGCAGAUGCAUCAGGCCUCCAUGCCCUCACAAUCAGUCAAGUUGAAUGAGAAAGAGCAUAAUAUUCAACAACAGGCGGAGGCUUCAACUGCAAGGAAUCUCACAGACAGUUCGCACAGAGAUACGCAGCAACAGCCUGUCUCCACGGCCUCUUCACAAGAAUCCCAACGCCGGGAUCAAGUUUUUGUGUCAAACGGGAAAUUCAACAUCACGAUGGCCACGUCCGAUGGUGUAACCAAAAGCAAAACAAAUUCAAAUGAGACCCCGAGAGACGAGCUUGAUGAGAGCAAAAGUGGUAAGAAGGAAAAGAAACUUUCGAAACAUUCGAAAGAAAACGACAAGUCGCUAAAUGACAUCAAGUCCGCCAAGGAGAGUUCGGCUCAACGUCCUCCCAAACCUGCCGAGCGGCAACCCUCCAACAGUGUCUCGACUGCAGACGCUGCCAUUAGCGACCGCAAGGGAUCAAGCGAGGGAGAGCACCAAGGCAAGAGCUUGGAAGAAGACAAGCAACCCGUGCAUGACCCAGGCAACAAGUUGGCUGCUCCAUCCAGACACGUCAACGAUGGACUGGCUGCAUUCGUGUCUGCUGGAACGUUGCAGAGCUCCGUAGUUGAUGGCACAGGGAAGGAGGAGGCGAGAAACGGAAGCUUGUCAAGCUUGCCAGAAGAAGCAGCAGAUGGUCAUCAGGAGGAGGCAAAUCGAAAGCGUAAGGAAGAAUCGGAUGCCAAGGAGCAGAAGAAAGCAAAGAAAAUCAAGUUGAAACGUGAGGCGGGCGACAAGGAAGGGCAAGAGGACGGGCAUGACGGAGAGGCGGGUGAGAAGAAGAAGAAGAAGAAGAAGAAAGACAAAGACACCAACGUCAACGCUGCCCAUUCAAACGAAAAGAAAACUGUUGGGGAAGCGGAGGCUGGAGAAAGUGUUGCCGGAAAAGAGGACUUAGCAGCAGAUGGGGGCGGAAGUAUUGCAAAGCAAGAACACAGCGACGAUUCUCGUCAGGAGAGUAAGACCAUCGCGUUCAGGCGGAAAGUGGAGAUAGUAGACGAUGUCGAUGACUGA